Molecule: messenger RNA, 1163 nt
Organism: Toxotes jaculatrix (banded archerfish)
Lineage: Eukaryota; Metazoa; Chordata; Actinopteri; Toxotidae
Product: c-Myc-binding protein-like
Exons: 6
Coding region: 120-653 (177 amino acids)
Biological process (GO): regulation of DNA-templated transcription
Cellular component (GO): nucleus
Molecular function (GO): transcription coactivator activity
Source: RefSeq, a predicted model, not a curated record
CUUACACUAAUGUUUUGGGAAGCUGUUUCUUGUCAAGCAACUGUAGGUUAGCUAAGCUAACGUUAGCAAGCUAGCGUUAGGAGUUGGUCAGUUGUUAGGCUGGUCACUUGUAACAGCUAAUGUUUGUUUUUUAUAACUGCUGGGGGUUGUACAUGUUUGUGGAUAAAUCUAAAUUGAGAACCCAUAAGACAGUGUCAGCAAGCCAACUACAAACGUUUUUGACAUCAUUUUCUGCUGCAAGUCAUAAAUUGACCAUGUUAUACCCAAAACACGUACAGAGAGAUGCACAAAGAGACGCAAAACAACUAACAAACACAAGAAAUGCAAAAGGACCUGAAAGAGACACAAAAUUGGCUUCAGACUCCAAAAGGGAGCAGUUUCGGAGAUACUUGGAGAAAGCUGGUGUUGUUGACAGUCUUACCAGUGUUCUGGUUGCUUUGUAUGAACAACCUGAAAGGCCCGGUAAUGCUCUGGAAUUUGUGAAGCAGCAUCUCGGUGCCGCUGGCCAGACUUCAUCAGACACAGAGGCUCUGCAGCAGGAGGUGAUUGACCUGAGGCAGAGGUGUGCACGUCUGGCAGAGGAAAACAAAGACCUCAAAACAAGGCUGCAAUGUUAUGAACCCGUAUCAGAAGAUGGAGCCAAAGCUGAGUAGACCACAGCAGAGCUUUGGGUUGAUAAAUGAUUCUCUGUUUUUUUUUCCCUCGACAUUACUUGCACUUUGAAUUUCAAGACAAGACGACGCUGUUAAAGUGAAAGCCAAGAAUUUUUAUAUUGCCCUGCUGUUUUUGUAAAUCUUUGUUCCUGCUUUGUUUCUUAGAAUCUAACUUAUUCUGUACGUAUAUGUAUAUUUUUGUCUUGCUAAUUCAGUCCUUAGUGUAGCUUUACUGAGAAAGUGUCUUCUGUAUGACUGUGGACAAGUCGCUUCUUAACAUGAGACGUAAUUUUUGUUUUUGUUUAGUUUUUUUUUUUUUUGAGAAGUUGAUGAAGGGGUUCCAUAACCAGUAUUUGAUUAUACUUCUGAUAAUUUUUAUUUUUCUGACAUUGUGAUAAAAAUGCAUUAUAAAGACACGCUUACGUUUUAUUUCAAAAGGUGUAAGUGAAUGUUUGUAAAAAGCACAAAAAUGUAUAUCACAUGUAAAAUAAAGCACAGUAUUAUAAUUAA